This is a messenger RNA of Poecilia reticulata (guppy), 6387 nucleotides long. The record is from RefSeq and is a predicted model, not a curated record. Lineage: Eukaryota; Metazoa; Chordata; Actinopteri; Cyprinodontiformes; Poeciliidae.
CCUCCCUCCUCCCAGAGAAGCAGAUAAAGGAGCGGCGGUGAGUCGCUCAGUCGCUCAGCCUCGCCAGGAGAACGACGUUCUGCCGACAGAAGCCUCACCUGCUCAGGUUGUUCUGCCGCCAUCUUUCCCAUCAGAGAGAGGACGGUCCGUCAGUCUGCAGCGCCACUUCCUGUCACUUCCUGUCUGCCGCCAUCCAGCAGCAUUCAGAGGAGUAAACCUUAAAAGUUCAGCGGAUCUGACCAUCACAUCCUGCAUCCGUCUUCCUGAACUGGAGCAGCUGAGGAUCUACUACUACUACUACUGUUACUACUUCUACUACUACUACUACUACUACUACUCUACUCUUAACGAAACCGAAAGGUCAGGAUGGUGUCCAUCGGUCAAAACACUGCCAUGAAGAAACAUGGAUAUGGAGUCCAUGAACCUGUGGCAGGCAUAUUUCUGGAGAAGACAGGGGAGAAAUUCACCAUUUAUCAGGCCAUGAAAAAACGUUUGCUUAAACCGGGAACGGCAUUAGCUCUGCUUGAAGCACAAGCAGCCACUGUGGGUGUCAUAGAUCCGACAGGAAACCGUAUACUUCCUGUUGCCGAUGCUGUUAAAGAAGGAGUAGUUGGUCCAGAAAUGAGGGAGAAACUUCUCACUGCAGAGAAAGCCAUCAGUGGGUACAUAGACCCCUACACCAAUCAAAUUAUAUCUGUGUACCAGGCUAUGCAAAAAGAUUUAGUCCCCAGAGAUUAUGGCUUGAGGUUGCUGGAAGCACAGAUUGCCACCAAAGGCAUCUUUGACCCUGUGGAGAAGACCAGCAUCUCAACUGAUGCCGCGAUCCAAAAGGGCCUUUAUGAAAAGACUUUGCUUAGUGACCACAUGUCUGAGCUGAAGGUAUUUUACAAUCCAAGCACACAAGAAUAUCUCAACUACCAAAACCUUCUGGAAACAUGCACUGUGGAGCCAGAAACCGGCUUGUUGCUCCUUCCUGUCUGCAUUACCUUCAAAGGUCUGCGCAAAGGCAUUUCCUCCAGUGAACUACUGGAGUCAAAGAUCAUUGACAAAGAAACAUAUGAAGACUUGCAAAAGGGGAAGACCACAACCCAGGAUGUGAUGUUGAUGGAAACCGUGAAAGAAUACCUGGAAGGCAAAGGCAGCAUAGCAGGCAUUGCUGAUCUCUCAACCAAUCAGAGAAUAAGCAUUUAUCAAGCCAUGAAGCAAGGGAUAGUGAUGCCAGGCACGGCACUGGUUCUGCUGGAAGCACAAGCAGCAACUGGGUUCAUGAUGGAUCCUGUAGGAAACAAAAAAUACACAGUGGAUGAAGCUAUUAAGCACAAACUUGUUGGCCCUGAAUGUCAUUUGAAGCUGCUUUCAGCUGAGCGAGCAGUGACUGGAUACAAAGAUCCUUAUUCAGGAGAGACCAUAUCCCUAUUUCAAGCUAUGUCAAAGGAUCUCAUCAUUAAGGAACAUGGGAUCCGGCUACUGGAGGCACAAAUUGCCACUGGUGGAAUAAUUGAUCCAAUAAACAGCCACAGACUUCCCACUCAAGUGGCCUUUAACAGAGGCUAUUUUGAUGAACAAAUGAAUAAGAUACUGGAAGAUGAAGGAGAUGACACGAAAGGAUUUUUUGACCCAAAUACACAAGACAACCUUACAUACCUUCAGCUGAUUGAAAGGUGUGUCACCGAUCCGGGCACUGGAUUGUGCCUUCUUCCUCUACAUGACAAAUCAGGCAAAUUUAAUUCUAGUUUUAUUGACUACAAAACAAAAACUGUCUUCAAAGCUGAAAAAGUCAAAGUGACAUUUGGGAAGUACAUGGGGAUGACAGUCUCUGUGUGGGAACUACUGAUGUCAGAGUACUUCAAUGAACACCAGAGGCAAGACAUAUUUCAGAAAUACAAGGAAGGGAAGUUAAAUAUCACUACAAUCAUUAAGAUGAUUUUGGAGACCAUAGAAACAUCAGUAAAAGCAACAAAAACCGUCUUUGAGGGCAUACGGGAAACUGUCACAGCCAAGCAGCUUGUUGAAGCAGAAAUCAUCAGUGAGAAAGUGAUGAAGGAGUUGGAAGAUGGAAAAAAGUCAAUAAAGGACGUAAUAGAGGAUGAAAAUGUAAAUGUUUACUUACAGGGAAAAGACAGCAUCGCAGGUAUUCUGCUUCCAGAUUCCCAAGUUAUAACAAUCUACCAAGCCAGACAAAAAGGAAAGCUGAUGCCAGGAACUGCUCUGAUUCUGCUGGAGGCACAAGCAGCUACUGGGUUCAUUAUUGACCCCAUUGGAAACAGGAAGUUUUCAGUAGAUGAUGCUGUCAAAGCUAAAAUUGUGGGACCUGAUGUCUGUCAGAAGCUGCGUUCAGCAGAGAGAGCAGUCACUGGGUAUAAAGAUCCACAUGAUGGAAAAAUAAUCUCUCUGUUCCAAGCUAUGCAAAAAGACCUGAUCCUGAGAGACCAUGGGAUUCGACUUCUGGAGGCACAGAUUGCCACUGGUGGUAUCAUUGAUCCGGUGAACAGCCACCGCAUCCCUGUACAUGUAGCCUAUAAGAGGGGAUACUUCAAUGAGGAGAUGAAUCAGAUUUUGAGAGAUCCAAGUGACGACACCAAAGGUUUCUUUGACCCCAAUACCCAUGAGAACCUGACAUACUUGCAGCUCCUGGCUAGAUGUGUCAAAGAUCCCAGUACUGGCCUGUGCCUCUUACCUCUGAAAAGCAAGAGCACCAAAAUAAAUAUUGAUGACAACAUGAGGGAAAUUUUCCAUAGGACAAUAAUUACUGUCAAGUAUGGCAGAUUCAAGGGAAACACAACUCUGUGGGAAGCAAUUAAUUCAGAAUAUCUGUCUGAAGACAAACGACAGGACCUUUUCAAACUUUUCAGGUCCCGGAAAAUCACUGUUGAGCAACUGACAGUGAUCAUUAUAGAUAUCAUUGAGAGCAAAGAGAUAAAACAGCAGGCAGAGCUGAACUUUGAAGGCCUCAGGGGAGAGGUGUCUGUUGUGGAUCUCUUGGAUCUUGACAUUGUAGAUGAAAAAACAUACAAAAGUAUGAUUGAUGGAAAGCUUUCAAGUACCGAUGUAAUGAAGAUGGACAGCGUAAGAGCCUAUCUCCAAGGGACAAGCUGUGUAGCAGGAUUGAUACUACAACCCUCCAAUCAGAAACUAAGCAUCAAUGAGGCACAGAAAAUGGGCAUCCUCACUCCAGGCACUGCCCUUUGUCUCCUUGAAGCACAGGCGGCCACAGGAUUCAUUGUAGAUCCUCUAAAAAACCAAAAACUUACAGUGGAAGAAGCACUAAGAGAAAAGGUCAUUGGUCCACAAGUGUAUGAAAAGCUGUUGUCUGCAGAGAGAGCUGUCACCGGUUACAAAGACCCAUACACAGGUCAAAAGAUCUCUCUAUUCCAAGCCUUGAAAAAGGAUCUUAUUGUCAAGCAGCAUGGUAUUCGUUUACUCGAGGCCCAAAUUGCUACUGGUGGUAUCAUCGAUCCAUUGAAAUGUCUUCAUUUACCUCUAGAGGUUGCAUACAGGAAAGGUUAUUUUGAUGCAGAACUCAAUCAAAUCUUAACAGACCCCACUGAUGACACAAAGGGCUUCUUCGACCCAAAGACUCAAGAAAAUCUGACAUAUAUGGAAAUGUUGAGCAGAUGUGUGAAAGAUAAAGACACCGGACUCCUUCUCCUGCCACUGAAUGACACACCAAAGACAACAGCAAAAACAGACAAGAUAUACACAGAAGCAGAAAUAAGGCAAGAGUUUGAAAAGACAUUUGUAAGCGUAAGUGUGGGACGGUAUUUGGGAAAAUCUGUUUCUCUCUGGGACUUGAUUCACUCUUGUUACUUCACUGAAGAUCAGCAACUAGAAUUUAUUGAAAAAGUCAAAACAAAGCAGAUGAACACCCAAACAAUAAUCACAUUAGUGAUUUCCACAAUUGAAAAACUGGAAAGGGAAGCCCCCAAAGUGACAAUGGGGCUGAGAAAGGAAGUCUCUGCACAACAGCUCCUGGAUUCUGAUAUUAUUGACUCGGCCACAUUCAUACAGGUUAAGGAAGGAAAGCUAGACUUUGAUGAAGUAAGCAAAAGGGAAAUUGUGACAAGAUAUCUUCGGGGAACUGCAAGCAUUGCUGGAAUCAAAAUUUAUCCAACCCAGGAUGUAAUGAGCAUUUAUGAGGCAAAACAAAAAAAUCUUUUGACUCCCGGCAUUGCACUUGUACUGCUUAAAGCACAGUCUGCAACAGGAUGGGUGAUUGAUCCUGUCAGCAAUAAGUUCUAUUCAGUUGAUGAGGGUACAAAGCAGAAGGUAAUUGGAACAGAUGUCCGUGAGCAACUUCUUUCAGCACAGCGUGCCGUCACUGGCUUUAAGGAUCCUUACACAGACGGCACCAUAUCCCUGUUUGAAGCGAUGACAAAACGACUGAUUGAAAGAAGUGAAGGCCUCCAUCUACUUGAAGCACAGAUAGCAACUGGAGGAAUUAUCGACCCAAAUCAAAGCCACAGAGUACCUGCUCAAGUUGCUAUUAAAAAAGGAUUCCUCGAUGAAGAAACUCACAAAAUUCUGCAAAACCCAAGUGAUGAUGCAAAGGGUUACUUUGACCCAAAUACCAAUGAAAAUUUAUCCUACGUUCAACUGAUGAGUCGAUGUGAAAGAGAUCCCAAAACUGGACUCCUUCUCCUGCCACUGGAUGUUGAUGAGUCCAAGGAGUUUCAUACGGAUGAGCAGGUGGAGCUCGCCUUCAAAAACAAAAGUAUUUCCCUGAAUGUAGGAAAAUUCAAGAACAACAAAAUAACAGUGUGGGAGUUAUUGCUUUCUGAAUACAUCUCAGCAGAAAAGAGAGAGCAGCUGAUAAGACAGUACAAAACAGGAGCUUUGAAAUUAGAGGAAGUCAUUGAAAUCCUGACAGUUAUCAUCACAGAACUCUCAACUAAAGAAAGAAAGUUCAAAGGACUAAGAAAACAGGUCUCAGCUAGUGAAUUGUUAGAGUCAAAAAUUAUCACAAAGGAGAUUUUCAACAAGAUUAUGCAGGGCGAAAUAAGUGAGGAAAAUGUAACAGAAAUUGAGUCCAUUCAGAAGUACCUUGGAGCGACAAACUGCAUAGCGGGUGUCAGAGUGGAAUCAACAAAGACCGUUAUGAGCAUUUAUGAAGCUAAGUGCCGAGGUCUACUGCCUCCUGGUACCUCCCUAAUUCUGCUGGAAGCCCAAGCUGCCACUGGCUUUGUCAUCGACCCAGUAAACAACAAGAAACUUUCAGUAGAGGAAGCUGUUGCUCAAGGAGUAGUUGGGAAAGAAUUGAAGAACAAAUUGCUCUCAGCAGAAAGAGCAGUCACAGGAUACAAAGAUCCCUACACUGGAAACACAAUUUCUUUGUUCCAGGCCCUGAAGAAAGAUCUGAUUGUUAAGGAUCAYGGGAUCCGUCUUCUGGAGGCACAGAUUGCAACAGGAGGAAUAAUAGAUCCAGUCCACAGUCACAGGGUGCCUGUACAGGUGGCAUACCAAAGAGGUUACUUUGACGAAGAGAUGAACCAGAUCUUAUCUGAUYCRGRUGAUGACACCAAGGGUUUCUUUGACCCCAACACCAAGGAGAACCUUACAUACCUCCAGCUGAUCGAAAGGUGUGCCAAAGAUUCACAUACAGACCUAAACCUACUGUCCAUUGUGAAGAAAGGCGAGUUCUAUUUCUUUGUUGAUGAGGCCACAAAGGUAAUCUUAAAGUCUACAACAACAACCAAAGCUGGAGGAAAAUACAAAGGCAUCCCAGUUUCUCUGUGGGAUUUGCUUUACUCCAAAUACGUCACAGAGGAAAAGAGGAGAGAUCUCGUCCAGCAGUUCAAAGCUGGAACACUCACCAUCGAGCACUUCUUGGAAAUCAUCUUGACCAUCAUUCAGCAGAAGACCACAACAACAACAACCACAACCACAACCACAACAACAACCACAGAAACUCCUGAGGAAAAAAUCUUCAAGGGACUCAGAAAAGAUGUCAAYCUGACUGAACUGGUUGAAUCAAAAAUUAUUGAUGAGAAACUCUACAAGAAAAUUGUUGAUGAAGAUGUCACAGUGGCUGAAGUCAGUGAAAUGGAUUCAGUACGUAAAUACCUUGAAGGGACCAACAGCAUUGCAGGAGUGUACAUCCAGUCCACCAAGGAGACUCUGAGCAUCUAUGAAGCCAAAGGCCGAGGUCUACUGACUCCAGGCACCUCUCUGGUUCUGCUGGAAGCCCAAGCCGCCACUGGUUUCAUGAUCGACCCAGUAAAGAACAAGAAACUUUCAGUAGAGGAAGCUGUUGGUCAGAGACUGGUUGGUAAAGAAUGGAAGGACAAACUGAUUUCUGCAGAAAGAGCAGUCACAGGAUACAAAGAUCCCUACACUGGAAACACAAUUUCUUUGUUCCAGGCCCUGAAGAAAGAUCUGAUUGUUAAGGAU